CACUACGAGAUAUUGCCGAAGGCUGCGGAUCGAGGAUCUACCGAUAAAACGUUGCUUAAUGUUUAUUUCAUAUCGAUGCUAUUGAAAUUAAAGAACAGUUUCAUAAUUAAUAAUGCAGAUUUUAUUUAUAAUGAAUCAUUUGUUUUUAAUUUUUCUUAGCAUCAUCGGAAUUUCCUUUUGUGAUGAUGAAUCAGAUGGACACAUAACGUAUUAUGUUUACCACUCUUUAGAACCUAGUACUGUUAGGCCAGUUUAUGAGCAAAGAGGAAUAAUAACCUAUUUUUCAAAUAGAAAUGAAGCUAUUUAUACUGAAGAUAGUCCAUUAACAAGUGUGAAAAUUGAAAAGCUAAAAAAUUUAGCUGCAACUGAUGAUAUUUAUCGUGUUAAAAUUUCUUCCAAACCUGAUGAUCCUGAAAGUUCCACUGCAUUUUCCUUUACAAAAGCUUGUGCUGUUUAUGAAUCGGGACUCUCUGAUACACUUACAAUAGCUUUAGACCAAAGUGGCCUACCUGUUGGGAUAGCAAUUUCAGCAUCACCACCUUUUUGUACUGCAUCAGCUGUUUCUGAGAUCAAAUUGCUUAAUUUCAAUACAUCAGUUAAUAUAGUGCCACUUGUAAAUGCUCCUGCACCUGACACAUUAACAUAUAUUCAAAGGCUUGAACAAGAAAAAGCAGAAAAGGCUAGAGGAGAGCAAGGUGACAAUAGAUCUUUCUUAUCAAAAUAUUGGAUGUAUAUUGUACCUUUUCUUAUAUUUGUCUUCAUCUCUGGAGCAUCAUCACCAGAAGGACAAGGUGGUGGUCGAUGAAUCAACAAAAGAAGAAUGGUUUAAAAUUAGAAAAAAUUAUUAUUUAUUUCUCUAAAUAUUGUUUAUUGUAUAUUGCUAGAUUUCAUUAAACUUGUAUUAUAAAAUUUUUUAAUUUA
Messenger RNA from Argiope bruennichi, 921 nucleotides. RefSeq names its product ER membrane protein complex subunit 10-like (gene EMC10). NCBI's taxonomy places the organism in Eukaryota, Metazoa, Arthropoda, Arachnida, Araneae, Araneidae. The record is from RefSeq and is a predicted model, not a curated record. Gene Ontology annotation, cellular component: EMC complex. The transcript is spliced from 7 exons. Bases 113 to 805 code for a protein of 230 amino acids.